UGAAGUACGCGUCAAAACAUCGAGCAUGAUGCAGCGAAUUACCGUCCUGAUGACCGCUGCGGUCUGCCCAUUCUCCCUUUUGCGCCGCGUUGAUCGAACCUCUGUGCCCGUUAUCAUGUUGCACCGUGUGUCCCGCUCUGUCAUUGCCAGCCGCCCCGCGCGCGCUUUCUCCACGUCCUCUGUGGAGCGUGUACCGCUGUUCAUCGAUGGCAAGUUCGUGCAGUCCAAGACUGACAAGUGGAUCGACCUUCGCAACCCGGCGACGAACGAGGUGAUCUGCCAGGUCCCGGAGGCCACGCAGGAUGAGAUGCGCCAAGCCACGGAAGCUGCUGCUCGUGCCUACAAGACGUGGAAGGAGGUGGGCGUACAGCACCGUCAGCGCGUCAUGCUCAAGCUGCAGCACCUGAUUCGCGAGCACACAGAGGAGCUCGCCUUGUCCAUCACUAACGAACAGGGCAAGACCCUCGCUGACGCUCGUGGCGACGUCUUCCGUGGUUUGGAAGUUGUGGAGCACACGUGUGGAGCUGCUACGCUCAUGAUGGGCGAGACGGCUGAGAACCUGGCCACGUCCCUGGACACGUACUCGUACAAGCAGCCGCUGGGAGUGUGUGCUGGUAUCUGUCCGUUCAACUUCCCAGCCAUGAUUCCGCUCUGGAUGUUCCCCACCGGCACCGUGACCGGUAACACGUAUGUACUCAAGCCUUCGGAGAAGGACCCUGGUGCCACAAUGAUUCUUGCUCGUCUGGCUCAAGAAGCGGGUCUUCCGGACGGAGUUCUCAACAUCAUUCACGGUGCUCAUGACACUGUCAACUUCAUCUGCGAUGCUCCGGAGAUCAAGGCCAUUUCGUUUGUGGGCGGCAAUCAGGCUGGAGAGUACAUUCACUCUCGUGGCAGCGCUAACGGCAAGCGUGUGCAGGCCAAUCUGGGAGCCAAGAACCACGCUGUCAUUAUGCCUGAUUGCGACAAGGAGCAGGCUGUUGGCGCUCUUGCUGGCGCUGCGUUCGGAGCUGCUGGUCAACGAUGCAUGGCUCUGUCAGUCGUGGUGUUUGUCGGCAAGUCCAAGGAAUGGGUGCACGACAUCGUACAGAAGGCCAAGGAAAUGAAGGUGAACGGCGGCCUGGAGCCUGGAACUGAUGUCGGUCCUCUGAUCACAGUGGCGGCGAAGGAGCGAGCAGAGCGUCUGAUCCAAGAGGGUGUGGACAAUGGAGCUGAGCUGCUACUAGAUGGACGCAACGUCAAGGUUCCCAAGUACCCGAACGGUAACUUUGUGGGCCCUACUGUGCUGAACAACGUGGGCACUGACAACCCUGCGUACGUGGAAGAGAUCUUCGCUCCUGUACUGGUCUGCACGUCCGUAGACACGCUGGAAGAAGCGAUCGAGCUCAUCAACCGCAACCCGUACGGCAACGGCACUUCGAUCUUCACGUCUUCGGGUGCUGCCGCUCGCAAGUUCCAACACGAAAUCGAUGUGGGUCAGGUCGGUAUCAACGUGCCGAUCCCCGUCCCUCUGCCCAUGUUCUCGUUCACUGGCUCGCGUGCAUCGAUCCGUGGCGACCUGAACUUCUACGGCAAGGCUGGUAUCAACUUCUACACGCAGAUCAAGACGGUCACGUCGCUGUGGGACUACAACGAGAAGACCCGCUACAGCGCUGUGAUGCCCACGCUCGGCCAGAAGUAAAACAACCCAACCAGACUGUCAGUAAGUGAGUGAAUCAUGAAAUAAAUGGACUGACACUCGAC
Messenger RNA from Phytophthora nicotianae INRA-310, 1740 nucleotides. RefSeq names its product methylmalonate-semialdehyde dehydrogenase (acylating). Gene Ontology annotation, biological process: L-valine catabolic process; thymine catabolic process. The transcript has 5 exons. Bases 26 to 1678 code for a protein of 550 amino acids. The record is from RefSeq and is a predicted model, not a curated record. NCBI's taxonomy places the organism in Eukaryota, Oomycota, Peronosporomycetes, Peronosporales, Peronosporaceae. Gene Ontology annotation, cellular component: mitochondrion. Gene Ontology annotation, molecular function: methylmalonate-semialdehyde dehydrogenase (acylating, NAD+) activity; malonate-semialdehyde dehydrogenase (acetylating, [NAD(P)+]) activity.